UUCUGUCCUUCCUCCCAACCAAACGCAACCGAGAGAGUGAGAGAGGGAGAGGGAGGGAGAUGGGGAAUAGUUUGGGAGGAAGGAAGAAAAUGGCGAAGGUGAUGAAGGUGGACGGCAGCACCUUCAAGGUGAAGCCUCCGGCGCAGGCCGCCGGCGUGCUCAGGGACUACCCCGCCCACGCCUUGCUGGACGCCCAAAAAGUCCACCGCCUCGGCCUCCGCGCUCGCCCUCUAGACCCCGACGCCCCGCUCAAGCCCGGUAGGCUCUACUUCCUAGUCGAGCUCCGCCCCCCGCGCCACCGGGUCGGCUCGGGAGGCAGCCGCAGGGCCUGGUCAGGGGAGCUCGGCCAGUCGGGCGCCAGGGAGCGUCUCGAGAGCCUCCGCCUCUCCCGGCGGUCCGCGUCCGACGUGUCGAGCCGCUCCGGAAUCGCCUGCGCGCCCGCCACGGUGACGGGGGCCAAGGACGACGGCACUUUGCGGAUCAAGAUGAGGCUGCCCAAGGCGCAGGUAGAGAAGCUCAUGGAGGAGACUGCCGGCGACGCCGUGGAGGUGGCGCAAAGGAUCAUGCAGCUUUGCGCGGUGGAAGACAAGGACGGCGCCACUAGCCGUCCUACUCUUUUGUCGGCGCCGCCGCCUGCGGCGCCGUCUUCUCUGUCGGCCAGUCGGAAGGAGAAAAGAACAAGAUUUCUUGCAACGCCACAGGAAAUCAUGGUGUGAUUCGUCUUCCAAGCUCCUGCAAAAUUUGAAAGUAGACGUAUUCAUAUAUGUAUUACGGGGGUGAUCUGAAAUAUAGUUUAGUAGGGCCCUGUGAUUUUAGCACAAGUUCAAAAAAAAAAACAAAAAAAAAGACGUGUCAGCAUUUAUGUUCUUUUCAGUAGAUAUAGAUUAAUAGUUGUUAGUUGUAAUUAGCUAAUUAUUAUGAGAAAUGGCACUCCCUUGAUUAUGUUUGUAAUUAUAUAAUUUUGUAUUUUUUUUUUCCUUCUCAUGUUUUGUUUUAGUGCGUGGAGCACUUCAGUCCUGUUGUUUCUUGAGGUGUGUUAUGAGUGAAUGGAACGCUACAACACUGUAAUUAAUUAGAUUAUGCUUAAGAAAUAGAUCUCUUAAUUUUAUUUUUA
Messenger RNA from Zingiber officinale, 1114 nucleotides. RefSeq lists its product as uncharacterized. NCBI's taxonomy places the organism in Eukaryota, Viridiplantae, Streptophyta, Magnoliopsida, Zingiberales, Zingiberaceae. The transcript is spliced from 2 exons. The coding region runs from base 60 to 716 and encodes 218 amino acids. The record is from RefSeq and is a predicted model, not a curated record.